Messenger RNA from Arachis duranensis, 1692 nucleotides. RefSeq lists its product as uncharacterized. Bases 1 to 1692 code for a protein of 563 amino acids. Gene Ontology annotation, molecular function: nucleic acid binding. Lineage: Eukaryota; Viridiplantae; Streptophyta; Magnoliopsida; Fabales; Fabaceae. The record is from RefSeq and is a predicted model, not a curated record. The transcript is spliced from 4 exons.
AUGAAAAGUCCAACAACACUGAAGGAAGUCCAACGACUAACAGGACGCCUCGCGGCUUUAUCAAGAUUCCUACCCUGUUUGGCAGUAAAAUCUUAUCAUUUUUUCCAAUGUUUAAAGAAGAACCCAAAACAUUUUCAAUGGACAGAAAACUGUGAAGCUGCAUUCCAAAAUUUAAAACAAUUUCUUUCAAAACCUCCUGUUUUACAAAAACCAAAACCCAAUGAACCAUUGUCUAUAUACUUGUCUAUUACUGAUGUGGCAAUUAGUUCGGUUCUUUUAACAGAUACAGAGAAGGGUCAGCAGCCGAUCUAUUUUGUGAGUAAGUCCCUACAAGGUGCCGAGCUUCGUUACCCAAAGUUGGAAAAGCUCGCAUUGGCCCUAGUCUUCUCUUCAAGACGACUCCGACCUUACUUCCAGGGACACACCAUUAUCGUCAGAACUGAACAACCUCUUCGGCAGAUCCUUUCAAAGCCAGAAUUAGCAGGCCGGCUUAUCAAAUGGGCCAUUGAGCUUUCAGAAUUUGAUAUUCAAUACCAGCCAAGAGGAUCCGUCAGAUCUCAAUAUCUAGCUGAUUUUGUAGCCGAACUUACCCAACCGUUGCAAGAAGAAAAGAACUCGGGCUGGAACUUGUUUGUUGAUGGAGCAUCAAACCCCCAAGGGUCAGGAGCGGGAAUACUAUUAGAGGGUCCUGAAGGUAUCAACCUCGAACAUUCUCUUCGGUUCUCCUUCAAAGCAAGCAAUAACCAGGCCGAGUACGAGGCCCUAAUCGCCGGGCUCAGGCGGGGAUUUUCCCGACCACUUCUGAAAUGCUUAGACAGGAAAGAAGCCGAUAUUGCGUUGGCCGAGGCUCAUGAAGGAAUAUGUGGGAUACAUUCGGGGGCAAGAAGCCUGGCACAGAAAAUACUGCGAGCCGGUUUUUACUGGCUGACCAUAUGGAAAGAUAGCAAGGAAAAAGUCCAAACUUGUGAUAAAUGUCAAAAGCAUGCACCAUCAAUCAACAUUCCGGCCGAACAACUUCAUCAGUCACAAAUGGAUCGAAGCAGAGCCAUUGGCAAGAAUAACAUCCUCCCAAAUGAUAUCUUUCGUUUGGAAAACCUAAAGAUAAGACAACACUUCUCAUCCGUGGAGCACCCACAAUCUAAUGGCUUGGCUGAGGCUGCCAACAAAGUUCUCUUGCACGCCCUCAGGAAAAAGCUCGACGAAGCAAAGGGACUGUGGGCCGAGCUGAUUCCAGAAAUACUAUGGUCAUACAACACAACGGCACAAACGUCAACUAAGGAGACACCAUUCCGCUUGGUAUAUGGGUCAGAAGCAAUGAUUCCUUUGGAAAUCUCACAACAAUCUUUGAGAACACAAGUAGAGAAUCAUGAUCAAGCCCGUCAAGCCGAAUUAGACUUAGCAGAAGAAGUUCGAAGUACAGCAGCCCUCCAGCACCGAGCUUUACAGCUACAACUGGGCCGAAGAUAUGCAAAAAAGGUGCUACCAAGAACAUUCAACAUCGGCGAUUUGGUGUUAAGGAAAACUGAAGACGCUCGCCGACCAUCGGCCCAUGGAAAGUUAGCAGCGACAUGGGACGGCCCCUAUCGAAUAGUAGAAAUCCUCGGAAGAGGAGCUUACAGGCUAGAGCAGCUGGACGGCACUAAGAUACCAAAUACAUGGAAUGUCAGUUCUUUAAAGCAAUACUUCAGCUAG